Molecule: messenger RNA, 7778 nt
Organism: Homarus americanus (American lobster)
Lineage: Eukaryota; Metazoa; Arthropoda; Malacostraca; Decapoda; Nephropidae
Exons: 12
Coding region: 703-2919 (738 amino acids)
Source: RefSeq, a predicted model, not a curated record
UGGUGGAGUGAGGAGGUUCAGUGGUGCUGGUCUGGGCGCCGCCGCUCUAUCAUUACUUUAGUCACACGGGCCGCGGCGCUCACCACCACAACACACGCUUGGUGAUCCUAUGGGCACACCACGUACCUCUGCUGCUACUGCCAACACAGAAACUACCUCACUAGCUAACUAUCAGUGAAGUUGAACCCACUUGUGAGGUGACGACGACAGUGUUGUAGCUGACGGAUAAACUCACUCCCACUACCCAGUGAACGAAGGGUUUUAACAAGGUUGUGAGUACGGUGUGUCGUUAAGCAAAGACCGGUGUUGAUUCCCGGUGUUAGCUGGUGUGUGCCGGCGUGGGUCGUGGUGUGAGUGGAGGGGAUUGUGGAGUUUUAAAGCUGGUGGAAAGAGUUGGUGGAGUGAGGGAGUGUAGUGGUGACGCGGGGGAGGACCCAGCCAGGGAGCGGAGUACUUCCCUUUUCAACCAGGAACACCUGUGCCUUUCUCACUUAGGAUAACGUAUCAUCAUUACGCAGUAAGGGGCAGGUGGAAACUGGCCGCUACAGGUUCCUGGCCCGAGGUGGUGGCUACGUGUGGCUGGUGACUCAGGCCACCCUCAUCCAUGGCCCUAAGGACCACAAGCCACAGUACGUCGUCUGCCUCAACUAUGUCGUCAGUGGUGUUGAAUCUGCUGGUGAGAUUCUGUCAGAGUUGCAGCUGAUGUGCAGUAGCAACAAUAGCAGCAGUAGCAACAAUAGCAGCAGCAGCAGCGAGGUGUCCAACAAAGCCUCAGCAGCCACAGUUGUUGCACCUCCAGUUGUCAGAAGUAUUGCUACACCAACUAUACCUCUGCCUAAGUCAGACAAACAGCCAAAGGUUGGGGAGGUGGCUAGUAGUACAGGGGCACGUGUCAACCCACCACCCCCAUCACGUCCACCUGUUGCUGCCACAUUCAAGAUCUUCACUCCUCGCACAAAAGAUAUGAAUAAGGGAUAUCUUACAUUUGAAGAUGAUGAUCAAAAAUGUACUGUGCUGAAAGAGGAGCCUGAGGACCUAACCCACUUGGCACCCUCGGGUGGUGACACAUGUGUGCCCCUCUUAGAAGUACCUAUCUCCAUCCAUGACCAGGAUGACACAUGCAUGCUUCAGGAGGUGUCCACACUGAUCCAUGACGUGGACAAUAUGUUCACCAUUGACGAUCAGAUGCCUAUUGAAAGCUUCAAUGUACAGAUCUCCAGCCCAGUUCCUGAUAACAGUGAAGAGCAAGAAGAUAUCCCAAAAUACUUAUAUGAUGAAAGCAAACUUAAUACUAGCUUUAAAUGCAUGAACAGUUUAAGUGGAGGGAAGAUAGUGGAAGACAAAAGUGAUUGCCAUACUCCUUCAUCAGACUGUGGACUUAACUCUCCAGAAUCCCCCAAACCUCUGUUAAGUCAAGCUGCAUUUUCUCCUACCCAGGAAAGGAAACAUAAUACGGUUAUAUUUGGGAGUAGCCGUCCCAGAACAACAACAGAGAGCCUCUUCACUCAGCUGGAUGAGAGCCAUACAACAGGCUCAUCAACAGACACAAUAGGCAAAUUGGAUCUCAAACUUGAAGAGCAAAACAUGGACUCUGAUGAGUUUGAAAUGAGAGCUCCAUUCAUUCCUCUCAACGAUGAGUUAUUAAUGCUUAGCCCAGAUGAUCUCCUGUGGGGGGCAGACUCUGAGCCCCUCAUAACCACCAAACACCAAGGAUCAUCCAGCCGGGAUUUCAAGUGUUUUCACAUUAUCAACGAUAAAGAGGAUUCUAACUUGGCCCAGCUGUUGCGAGACACAGAUCCUCCCAUUACUGGAACUGGCGUAGGAAGGAGGUUGCCAAUAGAGCGGUCCACAAGUACUCAAAGGAGUCAGUAUCAGCAAAACAAGUUUCUUGAUGGUGGAGGGAAUUUUGUUGAUCCAAAUAAAGUUCUUCCAGGACAUUCUGGAGGGAAAGAUGAAUUGGAUGGGUCAUCAGGCAGUACGUUAUUAGUUGAUCCUCCACCUGUGAUGGUGCAGGAGACAGUAGACCCACCACCUCCAUUACUCACUGUUGAUGCCCAUCAUGUGUCUCUGCCUAUCAAACGGGUACAUUCGCCCAAUUCAUCUCCCCUUCUUAACCACAAAAAGCUGUGUUCACCAACAUGUCAGCAGCAACUUAAAGCACAACAACAGAAUCAAGACGGACUGUUGCAGCAACAGUCUGGGGGAAUACGAUUCUUGUCAACACCAAAUGCCCCAACCAUGCAACAGUUAUUAGUCAGCAAAGAACCAAUCACAGUUCGAGGGGGACGCCCAGGUGGGGGUAUUUCAGCCUCACAAAAUUCCAUCACAAACAAGAGCCAUUCAGUGCUUCGUAAUCUGCUGGUGAGUGGACGUGACGACACUGCUGGAUACUCUGUGUCGGCACCAGCAAGCCCUGCUGGUACGCCUUCUAGAAGCAUCUCUUCAUCCCCUGGUCCACAUCAGUUGAGUGAUGAGGCUAAGGGGGGAAAGAAUGUGAGUGAUGAUGGCCAUAUCAUCAUUGGAGAGCCCCAACCAGGCAGUAGUGGUCUUGCUCCAGCGUCACUACGUCUACCCAGAGAAAAAAUGGCCACUAUGCUGUUAACUGGAAAUGGGAGUCUACAUACUGAUGGUAUUUUGAGAGCAUACCCCAAAUUGAGAUUAGUAGCUGGAAGACCAGGUACCCUUAUGCAAACUGGUCGUUUUGCAUUCAAAUUAGCUCCCAGCGCAAAUGGGCAGUCCAGGCAGAAUUCAAUGAGACGAGGGAGAUUACAGGAUCCACUACUGCUCGUGGAUCCAGAGACCACAAUUCCUAAUCUGCUGGAUCUAACACAGCAGGACUAUGAGGUGAAUGCUCCUGCUAACAACUGCACACUGCUGCAGGGGGCAGACCUGCUUAUGGCACUUGACCAGAGCCUUUAAAGUUUACUUGUUGAUAUUACAGUAAGUAAUGAUGAGGGAACAUCAGUGUUCACAACUUCCUUUAUGAACCCUUGAGUCACUGAAAUCAAAACAUUACUUUUUAUCAACAAUGGAAACCCUGUGCCACUGCCACUGGCUAUUUUUGGAUGUCUUUAGUAGUAUUGAUAUAUUCCCAUAUUGAGAUUUGCUGUCAAUAUGUUUUUGUGCCCCCGCCACCAUCGGCUAGGAGGGGGGCUAUAAAUGUUUGCAUUUUCCAUGUGUGUGUCCGUCCGUCUAUGCGUUCGUUCAUCCAUACAUGCGUUCAUCCUUUAAGUUAAAAUUUUCACCUUGGCGGGGGCAUAUUUCUUACAAAAGAAAAAAUUAUCAGUGUUCAUGAGGCUUGGGACUUAAAAGUGUGUGAAAUUCUUUACUGUCAAUUUUGGCAUCACAUCAAAUUUCAAUAAGACCUUCAGAAUAAUAGCAAAAAAAAAAAUAAUACAAAAAUACAGUUAUAUCAUGGUAACCUAUAUGAAGUGUAAAAAAACUUUUACCUCUCCAUGCAAAUAGUAAAAAUUCUCUCUUGCCUACUCCAGCUCAAUCUGAGGUCAUAGCAAAUAUAGUUUGUAUUGUUUUCUCAAUGACUGUAAAUGUAAGUAAAUAGUAUGAAUGGAAAAUUCUUCUACUGAAAUUUCUUAAGUACAAAAUCCUAUAUUCAUAUAUCAUUAACACAUUUUAUAUAUACAGUGCUGUAUAUAUAUAUAUAUAUAUAUAUAUAUAUAUAUAUAUAUAUAUAUAUAUAUAUAUAUAUAUAUAUAUAUAUAUAUAUAUAUAUAUAUAUAUAUAUAUAUAUAUAUAUAUAUAUAUAUAUAUAUAUAUAUAUAUAUAUAUAUAUAUAUAUAUAUAUACAUAUAUAUACAUAUAUAUACAUACAUGAGGUCUGAUCGAAAAGUAUCCGACCUUAAGCAGGUGAAAAAAAAAACAAGCUUACUUUCUGAGUUCAGACUUUAAUCCCUUUCAAAGUAGGCCCCUUGGGACUCAACAUACUUAGCCCAGUAAUGAGUCUUGGGUGUAUGGAUACGACCCAGAAACAAAAGCUCAGUCGUCACAAUGGAAGUCACCGGCAUCACCAAGGCCAAAGAAGGCACGGCCGGUUCGGAGCAUGGUGAAGCUCAUGAUGACAGUUUUUUCGACUAUCAGGGUGUUGUUUAUUAUGAGUAUGCUCCAGAAGGCCAAACAAUCAAUAAAGAGUACUACCGGGGAGUUCUCCGUCGCCUACGGGAUGCAGUGCGUCGCAAGAGACGAGAGUUGGGGAAGGCGGAGGACUGGCAGCUCCACCAUGACAAUGCUCCAGCCCACUCAUCCCAUCUUGUCCAGGAUUUUUUGGCCAAACAUAGGAUCACACAGGUCGGCAGGCUCCCUAUUCUCCUGACAUGGCUACCUGCGACUUUUGGCUGUUUUCUAAAAUUAAGAUGCCGCUGAAGGGUUCGAGAUUUGAGGACACAAAUGAAAUAAAGAAAAGUGCGACGAAGAUCAUGUUGGCGAUCCCAAAAACUGACUUUACAAAAUGUUUCCAGCAAUAGAAGGAUCGCUGGGCUAAGUGUGUUGAGUCCCAAGGGGCCUACUUUGAAGGGGAUUAUAGUCUGAACUCAGUAAGUAAGCUUGGUUUUUUUUCACCUGCUUAAGGUCGGAUACUUUUCGAUCAGACCUCGUAUAUAAUUACUGUAUAUACUGACCUGGUGUAGGCAAUGUCUUAGUCUUACAGGCAAGUAAUGUAACAAUAGCCACAUGCUGCCUCACAUGUUAGACCCUGUAUGGAUGGGUACCAGUUGUCAUAGGGUGGUAAACUGCAGUCCUAAGUCACUUGGCUUCAAUGGCCUUACAACAUGUGGAUUCAUAAAAUACAAAAGUUGGCUGAAUAUAAAAAAUGGGGAUCAGCAUCUCAGUACAGUACUGUAAUAAUGUUUGGCUGUACAAUGACAUAGAUUAUACUGUACUUGAAUCUGAGUUAGGUUUCAGACACAGUUCCAAAACAUUUAUUUAUGGAUAUUUACUGCUUAUGAAAAUUUUAAAACUAGAAUUGUUCAGUUGUAUAGAGACAUAACUCUCCUGGUAAAUACUGUGUGAUUUACCUUAUUCUAACUUUAGGUGUAUACUGUACCUGGUUUCAUCAAGGACUUAAUAAUAAUAAUAAUAAUUAACGGUUUAUUGAAAGAGCUUGGCAGCCAGAAGGCUGAAAAUAUACAGUUACAUAUUUGGGGAAUGUAGCAGGAUGUUGGCUAAAAGAAUAAAAGUGCCCUUUAUAAGAGUGACAGCAGAGUUGCUGUCCUUUUACUUAUGGUUUUAAUUUUUCAGUCUAAUUAAAAUUUUAAACUUUCAAAUGAUGAGUGCAUUAAUUCAUUAUUAAAGGAUAAUUGCUGAUUAUAUCUACAGUAGUUAUUAGCAACACACACACACACACACACACACACACACAAUACUUUAUGUAUAAGGAGACACACACUCAUACUGUAUACAUGCAAUUAUUUUUUUCUCCAUGCAUACAAGUAUAUUCCUUCUAUUGUGUGAGGUGACUUUCCAGGUGUUGAUCUGAUUUUUAACAUUCUCUAGUUAAUGGGUAAUUCCACCAUUGGCAAGCACACCUGACUGGGUACUCUUAUUGCUGAGUGUACAAUGAGGGAGGCCAACACCACUACAGAAAGAAAUUGAACUUAUUACCACAUAUCUCAUUAGUCCAUAUCGCACCAUGACUUCCAUUUCCAAACAAUAUCUCACGAGUCCAGGGUUUGAUUCCUGACUAGUGAGGUAUUGUUUAUUGGAAUUCAUCUUCAGAUCUAAAAAUAAAAGUGCACAAAAUUUAAGCAUAGUAUGUGUAGAUUGCCCAUUUCAUGUAAAAUUAAUAACAGGAUUACUUUUUAUAUUACUUUUCCUGAGUUAUCUUGCUAUUGCAUUAUGUGAGACUUGUCUCUCUUCAUUAUUAACUCUCUCACUGCUAGGCCAAGCUGGGAUACUUCCAACCAUUCCCCUCCGGAUAUUGAAAUAUUCGUCAUGCAUUUUCUAACUAACCGUUCCCUUAUCCAGUGAGCUUUAUGUUAUUUUAUGGUUAUUUUUCAACUCGUAACUUUAGGUAGAUAUGCUUAAUUUUCUUCAAUUUUUUUAACUCUGUUACAUACACGCAACAUCCUACAUACAGAAUGUGAAAAAAGAACUCGCCAAAACAUCAAACACAUAUAGGGAAUAAAGAAUGCUUCACAUACACUAGAAUUAGCACUCUCAGUAGAGUGUGGGAUCUCAGCUGUCAUCCAGCAGCGAUAAGGUUAAUCACCAUUGAGAAUUUACUGUCACUCGUGAUUAUUCAGGGUAAUACCGUUCUUAGACUCUUAGUUACUGUAUUAGCUUUGUUCUUGUCAUUUGUAUCUUACAUACCAGUAAUUAUUAUUAUCAAUAGAAAUGUUCAUAUCCUGUAGUUUUACUUUUUAUUUUUAAAUAUUAAUAGAUUUUGACCUUUUAUAUCUUUGAAUUGCAUGCUUUAAUUUUCAGUUAUAAUUGUUUUUCAUUUAGUAUGGAACAUAAACUUGAUGUGUACUUAUGAACUGUACACUGUAUUUUUAGAUUUGAAAAUGAUUGGCUGUAAAUACUCAGAAUGUUCAUUCAUCUACAAUCAACUACAGUGCAUGGCCUUCAUUACUACAUUUUAAAUCAGAGAACUAAAGGGUGUAAAAUUUUGAGGAUGGAUUUCUCCAAGGUGUUUGGUUCAUUUAGAGCAGUGGUUCUUAACCUGUGGGUGCUUCAGUUUUCCAUGGGGGUUGUAAAGUGUUGUGUUAGUUUGUUUAUUUAUCCAAUAAGGAAAGGCAUUAACAGCAAUGAAACUGGAAUGCAUGAAAAAAAAAACAUUCUUUGUUAAUCAUGGGGCCACAAAGGUUAAGAACUACUGAAUUAAAGUACAGUACAAUAUAUGAUUGUUAAGGUGCUGCCAAGAGAUGAGGAAUAAAUGAAUGAUAGCAGUAGUCUCAUGUUAUGUUUAAGGAGUCAGACAUAUUACGGUAUUGACACCAGCAGCAGUCAUAUAUAGAUUCUUGCCACCACAUGUUGUAAUGGUUAUGACAGACAUAAAGUGUUAACUAUAAAUGUGUGUGUCAGUUUAUUAAAAGAUUCACAGGGGAAUUGUAAAGUCACUUUGUAGUGCUUAACACUUAGGGGAUGCCUCUAGAAUUGCAUAGAUACAAGGAGAAGAGGAAUGAGACUAGAAUUUUAAUUAUAAAUAAGAGUGAGAUAGCAGUAUGGAUAUAGAUAGAUAGAAAGAUAGAUAGAUAGAUAGAUAGACCUUCCUAGACAGUCUAUUUUUGUGUGCAAAUUAUUUCUUUUAGACAUGACAGAUAACUCAACAUGCAGCAAAACCCCAACUAUCCAUGGUAGCCGAAACUACGGAGCUCUUAGGAGUUUUUAUAAUAGUAAUUUUGCUACUGUACCUAAUGAUGUUAAUGAAAUAAUAGAAACUCUAAGAUAUACAGAACUAAAAUACAUGUAUUUAGAUUAUUAAAAUGCAUUUUUGAAUUGUUGAGAAUGUCUGCACUACAAUACUUCCAUGCACUUUAUGUGGAAGCUUCAUAUUCUGAGUAAUAAUGUAUCUGUAAUGUAUGAAAUUACUAUAAGAUGUUUUACAAAAUUUUCAACAAAAACUCUGCUUCUGUGGCUUUUGAUGUUGAAAGUCUUUCUUUACUGAAUAGCAUUGUAUUAUUAAACUAAUAUGAUCAUUGGUCAACAUGGGUGCAUUUUGGUAUGGUAUGAAGUUAGCCAGUACUGGUGAUACAAGUUAUAGAAGCAUGCAUCUCAUGCUUUCUGUGUGUGGCUAUUUUACUCUAAUAAAUGGAAAAAUGCUUAAA